AUGCCACUCAAGUCGGAUAUUCACAUCAAUGUUGCAAAGUUUGAGCCAAGCAAUACAUCGGCAGGUACAGCUAAAGCUAACGAGGAUUUGAUCAACUUGCUGAGGGAUGGUCCAAAAUGGUUUGAGAUGGGUGCCUCAAAAUAUCGUAAGAUGAGGGAUGCUGGGGAAACUCCCAUCCCGAAGCCUAAACUCUUACCAGAUGGUCUCGACAUAGAAAUCCCUUCUCGUGAUAGUGAUCGAGCAAUCCCUUGUCGUUUAAUAUAUCCAUUUUGGCGCAAAACUAUCGAGGAACGAAAGAAGACAAGAGCAAUCGGAUACCUUAUACAUGGUGGUGGAUGGGUUCUUGGCGAUCAACAUUCUGCCGAUAUUCUCCUCCAGUUUUAUGCUGAUGCUGGAGACCUGGCAAUUGUGUCAGUUGGUUAUAGACUUGCUCCUGAAUAUCCUUUUCCAUGUGGUCCAAAUGAUUGUGUUGACGUGGGAGAAUACUUGGUCAAGCAUGGGAAAGGGGUUUUCGGUAGUUCAUUGAAAUUUAUCGGGGGAGAGAGUGCAGGUGCUCAUUUAUCUUUACUCGUCGCCUUCCAUCUUCUCAAAAAUCUUCCUGAUUUUAAGUUGUCCGGGCUAAUUCUCCAUUGCGGUAUAUACGAUCUCACAAUGCUCCCUCAAUGUCGAAACUUCGUUCGUCCCAAUUUAAUACUCGAUCACGAUUUGAUGCGUAAAUUCGUCAACGCAUUCCUUCCAGAGAUGUGUGACGAACAAAAGAAAGAUCCUCUCAUAUCACCAUACUAUGAAGAUCUUGAGAAAUUCAGAGGAAGAUUACCAAGUGCUCUUUUCACAUGUGGUACGGAAGAUCCGUUACUAGAUGAUUCGGUAACAAUGGCCACAAAGUGGAUGAUGGUGGGUGGGGAGGCCAUCAUUAAAAUUUAUACCGGGGCGCCGCAUGCGUUUAUUAAUAUGAAGGAUAAGUUGAAGGAAGCAAUGGAUGCACAGGAAGAUACGAAGACCUGGAUAAUGGAUAGUAUGACGGAAUUGUGA
Molecule: messenger RNA, 1032 nt
Organism: Botrytis sinoallii
Lineage: Eukaryota; Fungi; Ascomycota; Leotiomycetes; Helotiales; Sclerotiniaceae
Exons: 3
Coding region: 1-1032 (343 amino acids)
Molecular function (GO): hydrolase activity
Source: RefSeq, a predicted model, not a curated record